Hylaeus anthracinus is the source of this 6047-nucleotide messenger RNA. RefSeq names its product transmembrane protein 114. NCBI's taxonomy places the organism in Eukaryota, Metazoa, Arthropoda, Insecta, Hymenoptera, Colletidae. The record is from RefSeq and is a predicted model, not a curated record. The transcript is spliced from 6 exons. Gene Ontology annotation, cellular component: plasma membrane. Bases 1365 to 2111 code for a protein of 248 amino acids.
AGAAGGAUAGAAAGGCUCUUUUUUCUCUUACUUAGAUUCGCCGCUUCGUCGCAUACAUUUCCCUCCAGACCUUCCUUCAUCAGUUUUCCCCGUUCCAUUUCCUGCGGCUACCCCCACCGGGGAGUUCUCUGCUCCCGCUGCGAAACCACGCAGCAAGUAGUCGGUGGUACGAUCAGUGUCGGACCGACCGGCAGUUUGUGUAGGUGGUGGUGUCCACGAUCACUCUCACGGUUUAUUUCUAACGCCCAGUUGGUCGAGACGAAUAACCGGAUAACCAAAGCGGCCGUCGAAUGGAAUUCUGGCUGUUUCAUCAUCGAACGAUACCGCGGGAGAAAGAAAAUUGAGGUGAUUCGCGCAAAAUUUUAAUGGAAUAAUGGAAUAAACAAGGAACCAGAAGCCCAGACAAUAAGUGAGUCACAUUUUUCGUAAAUUUUGAAACAAUUAUGACGAAUAAUAUUUGAUGGGUUAAUUCCUGCCAUUAUUGUAGGAAAGACAUGGAAGUCACCGAAUGGAAUUCAUCGAUCGAAAUGACAAAUAUGACCACAACGAGUACCAGGGAAAAAUAAUGAUGUUUGACAAUUAAAUUGAUGUGAAGAGAAACAGAGAUUAGAGGAGAAAUAAAUCAAGAAAUCCUUAUUUCAAAGAAACAAAUAUUCGAACAGCAGUAAAAGGCGAAGAAGUUUAGUUUUGUGUUAAAACUAAAAAAUCAGCGAAAUGUAUGAAAGUACUCUGCAAAAUUAAUUAAGAAAAUAUUACGAAUACAACAGCAAAAUAUAAAAAAAACCUUUAAAGGAAAUGAAAGAAUCAGUAUGUAAUCAACAUAUUAAAAGAAUAAUCGAGUCUAAUGUGACGUCGCACAUCCUUCAAGAAAUAAUAUAAAUUUAGAAUCUACAAGUAUGUAAACAAGUGAAAAAGUGAUGGUUUAAAACAUAAAAAUUAUAAAAUAAUAUUUGACACACAGUCUUAAAACGUACUUCAAGUUUAACUAAAACAGCAACAAAUAAAGUGUUGUAAACGUGGUAAAAACUUUCAUGUAAAAUAAACGCGACUCGCACAUCAUACUUAAUUGAUAAAAAAAGAUUAUCAAAGGGAACUCAGAACACGUCUAUCUUUCUGAAAAUAAAAUGAAGUUUCGUUUUAAUAUUUCGAAAUCUGCGUAACCUUUUUUAUUAAACACGUGCUCAAAGGAAUUCCGAUGAAAAUUUUGUGAAAACGUUUUCCCUAACAUGUAGCGAAUGAGUAUCUGCAGUGUGGUGGCGCAUUCAGUUCGUAAACCGAUUAAACCGAGCCACAAAGGAAAGUAAAGAUCGUAAAAUUGGUACCGGAUACGAAUUUCCGAAUCGAUAUCAAGAAAAUUGAUCGAAAUGGCGAGUCGAAUGAAGUCGCUGUACAAUCAGGUUAUCUUUGAGAGGCGAAUUCUUCUGGGUUGCACGGUUCUCGUGGGAUUAUCAGUUUGCGUAUGGUCGGUGGCCAUUGGAACCAAUCAUUGGUUCACCAUUAAAGCACCGAACGAAGAAGGUUUACCUCUCGGAGAUGCGGGUAAAGCCGGUAGAAAAUUGAUCUACAAACAGAUGGGUCUAUGGAGUAGCUGUACCCAUGGCUUGGCACCGGAGUCUGUAAAUUCCAGUAUCAUGAUACCUUACAAAGAGUGCAAGAAUCAGAACAUGUUCCCGACUGAAUUGCAGAUCAAACUGGAUCCAGGAUUGAACAGAACUGUCCUUAGUUACUCGAGGACACAGGUAUCGUUCGCAGUAAUCAGUUUAUUUGUGAUGAUAAUGGGCUUUAGUUUCUCGAUUUACACGUUCCGGAAUCCACGAUACAUGUUCAAACGACUGGCCGGCGGAAUACAUUUCAUCAGCGGUGCAUGUAACAUGGUGGUUAUACAGGUGCUCCUGUCAUCGAUCGAGUUCGAGAGCCAAAAUGUGUCCGCGACGUUUCCAACGGGCGCGAUUAUGAGGUACGACUUCUCCUUGAUCCUUGCAUGGAUCGUGUUUCUCUGCAAUCUGCUGGCAGGAUGCGCCUUCAUGCUGUUCUCCAGGAAGAGGAAGAGGGACAAGGCGCCCACCGAAGAGAUCGCAAUGGCCGACGAACCGACCAUCAUCGGGCGUUGAUCCAUUUAUCCGUCAUUUGUGCCUAGACAGACUCGUGUCAGAAGAAACUUGUGAAUCGGGGGACACAUCCGUCAGAAGAAAUUUUAUGUACAUACGCAUUGUACGUGAGGUAACACGGCGAUCGUUCAUAGACACUGCUUCGAAUGAUGGGCUCACAAUGUCAUCGAUAUUGCAAAUUUUGUGGUUUCAAUAUUGCGGUCAUUCGUUGAGAAACUUAAUGACAGGACUCGUUGUCUUGGUUCGGUGAAUUGUAGAGUAAUCUUCCCACAAAUUCAUGCCACUUGUUGUUUUGCUAUUCGAAUUAAUAUAUAGAAUGUACCUCUAAGUGUUAUUAAAAAAUGUAAUUGUUGUUCCUUUUUACGAUAUUUCUCCACCAUCCUGGCGAAGUCAUUUUAUCGUCGCCAUAAAAUUAUUGUAUUUCUAUUUAGUAAGUAUAAGCACAAUUUGCGGCACGAAAUUAUGGGAUGAUAUAUAUUCUGGUUAAUUAAUUGAUCUUUUGGAGAAUUGUGGAUUGCACCUGCAAGAUAAAACGUUGACUAAUUAAUUAAUCUUUGUGGAAAAUUGCGAAAAUGCUGUGAUUUAUUCAUUCAGUCUUUCAACGUGUACCCUUUUAAUAAAGUACCUUUUAAGGAUGGCAAUGAAUAUACCGGUUUGCAUAUGGAAAAUAAAAACAUUGCUAGUAAUCUUAAUAACUACGGUGUACAGUACUAGUUUAUCAUUCGAAACUUAAUAAAACUUUCUUUCUUUGCACUGCAGACAAGUCCAUUGAACCGUCGCUUGUUUGUAUUAUUUAUGAAUCAAUAGAGUACUCGAAGUACAGUUGUUUAGAACGUUGUUCUCGGUAGACACAAUGACCCCAGCUCGUUUUAAAAUUGCAAUCUAUGUUAAAUGUACAGAUCUUGUAGAAAACUUUGGCUUCUAACGUAACAGGGUACUAGUAACUCUGAGUUUUGACCGAAUUGUAAAGCAUGAAACUGAAAUUGCCAUUUACAUGCGUACAGAGCUCGUUGCUUCUAUCGAGCUCAAACAGACCGUUGAUAUCGGCUGAAUACUAAAACGCGAUUGCAUUGCUAUUCCCCGCAACAUCUCACCCCCAUCCCCAAGUGGUUCGAUUAGCCAACAUAAUUGUAAGACACAGUAUCCUAUCGAAAUAGUAGAGAGCCGCGAAUUAUCUCACUGUUUCGUUACAAAUUGUUGAUGAAGAAGUUUACAGCGAGAACAAUUCGAAACUGGAUCAACGAUAAAUGCUAUUUUUGUACUACACCAGAUUAUUGAAAUUUAAGAUACUAUUAAUCGGGACCAUUGAGGGAAAAUCAAAAGAUCUCGUUUACUUCGUUCUGCCAAGAUCAUUUUUUAUUGAUUUCACGUGAAAAGAGACUUUUUCAAAUGUAUCGAUAUCCAAGAGAAAUUCAAUAUUUUUAUUUACAGAAUAUAAAUGGUCCAAUAGCAACAAUUUAAAAUAUUAGAUAUACUAACAUGUAUUUUUCCACGCUAUUCUAUAACUCUACUCUAAACUGCAGAUCGCAGUUAGGUUCUUAUUCUCGUCACUUACUUGUGGCCGAAGAUCGUUGAAGAUACUUAAAUUUUAAGAAUACGUCUCUAUAAUUAGAGCAAAUGGUACGAAAUGUAAUUAAGGAUCUUUUCUUAUCAUCGUGUGACUUUCUAGUCAACUUAUUGUGAGAAAGUAGGGGGCAGUUCUAUUAGCGUCUACUUGAUAGGAGAAUUUCUAUUUUUCUUUAACGAUAAUGCUGUUUAACAAUAAAAUUAAAUAUUGGUACGCGAGGAUGUCUAAAGUCAUGGUUUCUUUUAUAUAAUGAAUGUAAAGAAGAGAAAAAUGUUAUUGUUCUCGACUUUAGUACGUUAAUUUCAGAAAUUCAUAUUUGCAUUAUUACUGUCACUUCGGCAAUUUUUAUCAAAUGUUUAAUAGAUCUUCAAAAGACAUCUUUCUUGCGUUUGAAAAGUUCAAAUAAAACUCGAUUUUCACUUCGAAAGAGUUAAUAAAACAAACGCUGUAGCAGCUUCUAGAUUUCAGAAAACAGAAACGUUCAAAGGGUGCUCUGUGUAUAUGAAAAUAGAAUUUAUAACGAAAGUAUGGCAUUCUGACUAGCCACUGUGAUCAAAUAGUAAGCAGAAUAAUAACAUUUAUCUGUAAAUAAGUAUUCAGACGUAAUUGUUAUCCGAACGGAUCAAGUUGCUUGACUAUCAUGCUAAAGUUACGAAAGAUAAAAUCAACAUUUGAUGUCACUACCAUUUUCUAUGAGAGAAAAUAGAAUUUAAAGGUUAAUUAAUUUGAAUUAAUUUUUAUAUCGUCAUCGGCAUACAUUCGUUCCAUUAAUUACGAAAAUAAUCUAUGUACAAUUUCAAAGUUUGAGGAACCUGCAAUUUUAGGUGGAAUUAUCCUAAAAUUUCCAAAGAAACAUCACUUUUCGAUGACAUUACCAUUUUUGUGAACGAGCCAUUGUUUUUUUAGAAUUUCAAAAAAGGUAACGUCAAAUGAUUGGCAAUUGAUACAUUAUUUACUUGUUUCUAUGAUUGUACUUGUCUUCAUGAAUACUUACUUCGUACCAGAAUGUUCAGUCGUUUUACCCUGAGAAGGUCCACGCUUUAAUAAUUAAUUCGUAUCAACUAAUUUAAAGUAAGUUUAUCAAAAGAUAUUAUUUAUAGACAAAUAAAAAUAAAAUCGAAAGUCUUGAUAACCUUGGCAGGGUAAAAAUGACUAUUAAGAGUAACCUAGUGGCUUUAAGUCAAGGCUGUAAUUGUCCACGCUAUCCCGGUCAACAGUUGUACAACGUCUGUACUUGGUGUAUGCAUAAGUUUUGUAGGUUUCGUAUAAUUAAACGCAUUUAGUUCAUAAAUGCCAAUAAAUCGUUAUUUAUUACCAAAUGUUUUUGAUGUUGCCAUGACUAGUCAACUUGCACUCAAACAAAUGUUAACUGAUCAUACUUAUUGACAUAAUCUCGUUUUUAGCUCGUUUGUUAAGUGUAGAUUCCAUUUGGUUAAUAAAGUAAUUCAGCACAAAAAUCUGCAAACCUUAUGCACCUAAUAUAAUUACAACGAUUUUCUUUUUUCUAAAACGAAAAUCAAAGAUUGUUAUCGCGAAAUUAAGCGCUACGAUAUAAAAUUAUUCAACACGAUCGUUAAUUGCGUCUACGAUUCUAGUCAGAAUUAUCAUGAUCACAAGCCCCACAACAUGUACAUAAUCAAGGCAAUCAUUCCUUAUAAAAGGGAAUCAACUACCGAUCUUUUUAGAUAAAGUAUUUCACGCUAAGAUAUCAAGCAAUUUAAUAUGAUUGCCUAGUUUAUAUUUCUAGUCAAAUUUAUCAUAAUAAUCAGUUUUAUAAUGUCUACGUAACGAAAGCGAUUUAAAUCACCAUCUUUUCCACGAGAAAGUAUUUUAUAUUAAAAUACCAAGCUACUCAAAUUUACUAUUAACUAUGUCUACGAUUGCACUCUAAGUUAUCAUGAUCGUCCGUUCUACAGUAUUUAUUAUACAUAAUUAAGACGACUCGUUGAAAGAUCUUCUAAUUAUGCGAAUGAUUGAUCGAGUUUUCAAGAAUGGAAGCAGAGUGAAUAAAUUUUAGCAGAUUUUGAUCGACCUCUGCUUGUAACGUAUUAUUAAACAUAAAACACAGUAUUGCGUGUAUAACUUACUUUUCUAACUCUUUACUGACACCAUUCUGACUCUCUAGAGCUCAUUUGGACGCUGUCUAUGUAAUCAAGGCGGUUUUAAUCCCCGGAAUAAGGGAUGUUUAUGUCCGAAGACAUAAUUUUGUGUUCUGUUAAGAAUUUAAACACGAUUUCUUAUUCUCAACAAAUGCUGUUUCCUCUCAAUUUAACGUUAUGUACAAAUGUUUCAAUUUUCUGGCACUGUGGAAAUUAAGAUUUCCUCGACGACGGAGGUCUUAUGUUUGUUUAUUUAUUACGGACUCAUAAAGU